Molecule: messenger RNA, 2600 nt
Organism: Carassius auratus (goldfish)
Lineage: Eukaryota; Metazoa; Chordata; Actinopteri; Cypriniformes; Cyprinidae
Product: inositol polyphosphate 5-phosphatase K-like
Exons: 14
Coding region: 164-1636 (490 amino acids)
Biological process (GO): phosphatidylinositol dephosphorylation; negative regulation of peptidyl-serine phosphorylation; negative regulation of insulin receptor signaling pathway
Cellular component (GO): endoplasmic reticulum; cytoplasm; plasma membrane
Molecular function (GO): inositol bisphosphate phosphatase activity; phosphatidylinositol-3,4,5-trisphosphate 5-phosphatase activity; phosphatidylinositol-4,5-bisphosphate 5-phosphatase activity
Source: RefSeq, a predicted model, not a curated record
UUAAGUUUGCGUGUAGAUUCACACACAGCCCCUCUCUCAUGUAAAUACAGUGCACAGCUCGUGAUGAUGUUACAGGAUAUUUUUGCCUCCACUAAUCGUUUUACACCACAGAGAUUUUGAGACUGCGGAAGCGAAGACAACGAGCUUUAGCAGCUUGGAGAGGAUGGAGUUAGAUCUGUCACAGGCUUUGAAUUCUGUCAGUCUGGAGCAGAAAGACAGCAAGAUGGACACUUUUGGGCUGUACGUCGUCACGUGGAAUGUGGCCACAGCUGAGCCUCCUGAUGAUGUGAACUCUCUGCUUCAGCUCGACUCACUGAAGAAACCCGACCUCUAUGUGAUCGGGCUGCAGGAGGUGAGGGCUGCACCUCUCAAGUUUGUCACAGAUUUGGCCUUCGAGGACUCCUGGAGUCACAUCUUCAUGAACACAUUGGCCCCUUUGGGAUAUAUCAAGGUGUCCUCCAUACGGAUGCAGGGUCUACUCUUGCUUUUCUUUUCCAAGCUGGAACACGUCCCAUUUAUCAGAGACAUUCAGGUCACUUACACCCGCACGGGACUGUACGGCUACUGGGGUAAUAAAGGAGGUGUAUCCAUCCGUCUGUCUUUCUACGGUCACAUGCUCUGCUUCCUGAACUGCCACCUGACCGCCCACAUGAACUACGCCUCUCAGCGGGUGGAUGAGUUUGAGUAUAUUUUAGAUGCUCAGACCUUUGACACCAAAAACACACCCCGCAUUUUGGAUCACAAGGUGGUGUUCUGGUUUGGGGAUUUGAAUUUUCGUAUUGAGGACCAUGGGAUGCACUUUUUAAGGAGCUGCAUCACCAGCCAGCGUUUCAAUCUUCUUUGGCCCAAAGAUCAGCUCACCAUGAUGAAGCAGAAGGAAGCUACUUUGCAGAAGUUUGAAGAGGGACCUCUAGACUUUCAGCCCAGCUAUAAAUUUGAUUUGCACUCAGAUAACUAUGACUCAAGGGUACAGAAGACAUGGUUCGGUUUUAAUGGUAAGAAACGCAAGCCUGCGUGGUGUGACAGGAUUCUCUGGAGAGUGAAACCCUGGUCCUCGCCAACAGAGAAAGCUAAUGAAGAUGAUCACAAUGAAGAGGAGUCAAAGAAACAACUGCAGGAGGAACAUAAAGACGAGUUCCCUCUAAAACUGAUGCAGGUGGAUUACACGAGUAAAAUGGAGUACGGCAUUAGCGACCAUAAGCCCGUCGUUAGCAUCUUCCGCUUGGAGUUGAAAAAGAUGUAUGAGACGCCGUUGGUGCAGGUGUCCGCUGAAGGAGAGUGGAGUGCUGACUUUGAUGCCCUCAUAACCUACAGCCUUCUUCAGACCUUUCCCUCCAGCUCCUGGGACUGGAUCGGUUUAUAUAAGGUUGGAUUUAAAAGUGUUUCCGACUAUAUCACGUACACCUGGGUGAAGGAUGACCAGGUGUCUUUCAGUGAUGAGCUCUUUCAGGUUUAUGUGAACAAAGAUGAAAUUCCAGUUCUUGGGGGUGAAUGUGUGCUAUGCUAUUAUAGCAGCAGCUUGCAGUGCAUUGUGGGUAUUAGUCAACCUUUCAAGGUGCAGGAAUCCAGAGCAGCGAUUGAAGAGGGUUUAGUGGCUGAAAAUAUCAACAGACUAGACGAAACAGUAGCCGGUUAAGACCAAGUUUAAAAUGCACAUUGUUUCAGAUGCUGUCGAGCCACAGCUCAGCCACAGCUCAGAUGUCAAACCAAACAUACCUUUGAAUUCAAGCAAGUGCAAUUUUUAUCCAAAAGUUGAUUUAAGGUUUCACUGGUAUGUGAUACAGUGUCUACAGUGUGUUUUCUCUUUUAUUUUUUUAAUCCAAAAAAUAUUCUAAAUCGCAGCCAGUUGAUGGGACCAGUCCCAAAAAGAUGGUAUUUUAAGUAACCAGAUUUAAAUUUGUACUCUUAUUAUUAAAAUUUAUUCUAAAAAGUCUUUAAAAAUGGUUGUUACAAAUUUAAAAUAUAUAUUUUAUUUAUUUAUUGAUUAAUUAAAUGAAUAAAUUCACACCAGAGCCUUACUAUUACCACAUUCCCUCAAAACAUUUAGUAUGUAUUUAUCUUGUAACUGUAACAAAAUGUUUUAUUCAUCUACUGUCUUUAUGGUUACUGCUAAUCUUAUCCUUGUGUAUUCACUCCAUUGCAGACUUACACUGUCAAGAUAAGGCUGCAUUUGCACAAUUUAAUUUAGUAUUUUUAUGGGACAUGUUUGCUUUAUGUGGAUCUAUUUAUGUCUAUAACUCAUACUGAAGUGGUAUUAUUAUAUUAUUUUUGUCUCACUGAAAUUGAGUGUGAAUAAGGAUAUGCAGAAAUGCUAUAGUUUGACUAAGGGUAUGUUUGUGGUCAGUACAGUUUGAUAUUACUUUCAUUUUAAGGAUAAGCAGGUAUAGCAAAAUAUCCUCUUUUGGCUGAAGAAUGUGUUUUUUUGCUGUAAUGUUAGACUAAUGUUAAUGUAUAAAUAUAAUAUAUUUGUAUCAAAUUACACUGCAUAGAAGGUAAAAGACUGUAAAGAAAAAUUUCUCUGUAAAGGAAGAGCUUUUUAUUUUCUAACAAAUGCAUACUGAUGACAUGAAAUAAAUGUUACUAAAUUAAAAAGGAAAACA